This is a messenger RNA of Sinocyclocheilus grahami, 630 nucleotides long. RefSeq lists its product as uncharacterized. The transcript has 2 exons. Gene Ontology annotation, molecular function: monoatomic cation channel activity. NCBI's taxonomy places the organism in Eukaryota, Metazoa, Chordata, Actinopteri, Cypriniformes, Cyprinidae. The record is from RefSeq and is a predicted model, not a curated record. The coding region runs from base 1 to 630 and encodes 209 amino acids. Gene Ontology annotation, cellular component: plasma membrane.
AUGUCGUUACCAGAGCAAUUUGCGAACAACCUGGAAAAACAGCUCAGAAAAACUCCAGGAUUUGGCACGUUGCCAUUUACCGUUGUAUUAAUUGGAGUGGAAUUGUUAAUGGAUCAGGGAUUUUCGUGCCCAUGUACCCCAGGCCUUAAUGCAGUACUGAUCACCUUCAUCUUUCUUGGACCUGCUCUUCUGGCUCUGACUGUGAUGAUGUUCAUGAGAAGGCCUUGCAGACGUAAAUCGCAGAAUGUCACAGAGCUUAUUUUAUUGAGUCUGAUUCUGCCUUCAUUGUGGAUGUUUCUGUUGCUGUUUGAGGGUGAAUAUGUUGCGUGUGGCGUGGCACACUGGGAAGGAGAUUACGUCUUGGAUGAAGAGCUCCAGAUUAAAUGGUGCAAACCCACUGGAAUGAAUCACGCUGGAGUGAAUGGAACAGAACUGCUGGAACUGACCGAAAAAAUCAUUUUCUACUCGAGGCUUUCAGCUUUAGCUCUACUGUCAGUCCUCUGCAUUUCCAUCAUGACUGCCGUCAUUUAUAGAGACUGUAAGAACAGAACUUUGGAGAAACGGGAUGAACCAACACAACAAACAUCUCUCAGCAGCUCAGAAGCGGAUGUACAGCAUCCGUCUGUCUGA